This is a messenger RNA of Schistocerca gregaria, 6458 nucleotides long. It is a transcript of the gene Als2, whose product is annotated as alsin. The record is from RefSeq and is a predicted model, not a curated record. NCBI's taxonomy places the organism in Eukaryota, Metazoa, Arthropoda, Insecta, Orthoptera, Acrididae. Bases 317 to 5056 code for a protein of 1579 amino acids. The transcript is spliced from 14 exons.
UUACAGUUUGAAUUUGUCAAAUGUUGCUGCUUUACCAAAGACUUUCGUUGCAAAUUUUUGACAGUAGGGUUCGCGAAUGCAGUGCGGAAAUUUAAAGUAAAGUAUCAGUUUGUUUUUGAGGGGAAAAUGUUAGGUAGCAGCAGGCGUAAUGCCCAACACGGAAGAGUAGUGGGAUGAUCUGAUUAAGAAGGAUGAUUCUUAUCAGUUCAAAUGAAUUGACUGUAUUGUUGUAACGAUAGAGUGUUCAAAGUUCUAGUUUGUGUACACCACGGUCGUCUGUCACGGUAUAGUAUAAGCACUGUACACUUGCAAUUGCAUGGAGUGUGACAGAAUGAGUGAACAUAAUUUCUUUUACGGACUAGAAAAGCUAUCUAUUACUAGCGGAAUACCCGAGCUGCUCGUAAGUAUAAGAAAAAUUUGUUGUGUUUCGGACAACGUUUUUGUUUUGACAUUAGGAGGAAUAGUUUGUCACGGAAUUAUCGUGCAUGAAGGUGAAAUAACUACGCUGAUACUGCAAGAAACAAGUAUUGUAGCUGUCGAUAUUGCUUCAAAUGCUACAACUCUAUUUUACGUUAAUGAAAGUGGGAGAGUUUUUAAGGUGUCUCCACACAAUCUGGAAGAUCACGAGGAAAUUGUCUUAAAUCAAGAUUCUAGAUGUUGUGCCCACGGUUUCCAAACUGCAGGACAUACGGCCAAAGUAAAACAAGUUUCUGCGACAGAUUACGGUUGUUUGUUUGUAACUGAGAAUGGUGAGUUGUGGGCGUGUGGUGAACAUCCCCAGCUGUGUGUACCAAGUAUUGAACCACAGAAAGUGCUGUUUUUUGACAGGCGUGUUAUUAAUGUAGCCUGUGGUUCAGAUUUUUCGUUAGCUUUAGUGAAUAAAGUAGAGAAGUGUCCUUCAGAGAAAGGUGAAUCAGAUGAGGACGAGGAGGUGUUCGUGUCAAAUUGCCCAUCAUGUCUUAGUGAGUGUGCUGUAUCGCCAGUGUCACAGCAGUCAUUAUCAGAUACAUGCCCCUUGGGGCUCCACAUCCAACAGCCCAUUGUCGACCACUGUUCAUCAUCAACAGCAAGCAAAGACAACUCAGCUGAUGACAAAAGGACAUCAGAUGAGUCUACAUCCAUUUCUUCGAGAGAGUGUACAGCUCAGAAGCAGAAUAUCCGUCAUGAUAAUUCAAAUGAGUGUGAAAAAACCGACCAAAUUUCAGAUGAAAUUGAAUGUCAGGAUUCUACAUCUGAUAAAAUACUUUGUGAAGAAACUGACAUUUUAAAUGAAAACAAGAAUGACGAGAUUAAAGCAGAGAAGAGGAACGAAUUUUUUAUAAAUACUGAUGCAGCAAGACAGUUUCUGACUAGACAGCUGUCUUGGGUUUCAACUUAUGGAGGUGCUGGGGAGGACUUAUUGGUUGAAUGUGCUGAAGCAUCACUUGUUCGUCCAUCUCGUAUAAUAAAGCAGAAUGUAUCAACUGUCGCAAAUUUAGUAUAUGAGGGCGUCAAGACUGUUGGUGAUAGAGUUGCUACUCUAUCGAGGCAUAUGAGUGGUGGCUCAGAAACUAGUGAAAAUGUACAAAGUAGUAUAGGAGACUUUGAAAUAUUUGACGAUCUAAAUUGUGAUGAAGAAAAACAUGCUGAUCAUCUGCCAGCACUAAGUUCAAGUGCUGGAACGAGUGAACGGGGUGAGGACUCUGAAGUCGGACUUACAGAACAGGUUACUUCCUUGGUACAGUCAGGUAACUCGUUGCUGUCAGUUGAGCUGUGGUCAUGGGGCAACCCUAACCAUGGUCAACUGGGCGCAGGAGAUACAUUUAAGAAAAACCGUCCAGUUUUAGUUUCAAAACUGUCUGGAACUGGAAUUCAAAAAGUGGUAUGUGGCCGUUUUCAUGCUGUGGCUCUGACUUUGGAUGGACGUGUUUUUGCUUGGGGCAAGAACAAUGCGUAUCAAGUAACACUCGAGUCUUCUUCAGAUCAAAGUUCUCCACAGCAAAUUAUCUUACUCCCAAAUUCAGCAAGAGUGAAAGAUAUAGCAGCUGGAGACCACCAUACACUUAUGUUGACAAAUGAUGGUGAUGUUUAUUACAUGGGAAAACAAAAAUUUGGGACAGAACCGGUUGGACACCUAAAAAAACUCAGUACUGGAAAUAGUGAAUCGCAGCUAUACAAGAGAAUAUUUUGUUCAAGAUAUAUAUAUGGUUAUAGUACUUCCUUAAGGACUGUCUUCCCUGCCGUCCAAGAUUUGAUUGCAGAACAGUCAUUUCUAGAAGAAAUGUUACUAGUUUAUAACUGCCUCGUGAAACCUUUGCAGAAAAGGAUGUCAGUUGAUCAAGACACAGUUAUUUAUGAACAACUGUGUGUGUGUUACAAUGACAUAAUAUCUGUAACAUGUCUUAAUGUACACACUUUUACAGAGUACAUUGAAAGUGAUGGUGAAACAAGUAAUAUUGUUGUAGUUAAUAAUGUUGAAGAGUGCAUUAGGAUAUACAGAAACUAUCUUAAUGCUGUAUGUGAUAUAAUAUCGAUAAGUGGGUUUUCUCACAUAUCACGUGUUGUUGACAAUCCAUCUAGACUUUCCACUUUUUAUUCAGAGAAGAUGAAAUCACGCAAUAUGAAGAGAUCACAAGAGUCGGUAGUGUCAUUUGCUUUUUUAAAUCCCCUGACUAGGCUUAACAUUUAUAAAUGCAUGGUCCAAUCUCUGCUCAGAUGCAACAACCUCUCUGAUCAUCCAGCUCCUAGUAAACAAAAAAAUUACAAAAACCUUCAAGAUGCUCUGAUUAAAUGGGAUCAGCUGUGGGAAGAACAAGAGAGACGAAGGAGAGAAGCUGAUACUACCCGCCGUUUCUGGGAAAGUGCAGGACGGCUAAUUGAACUUCUACGCACACCAGAGAGACGUCUAAUACGAGAAUCACGCUCUCAUCCUAUAAUGGUUCACAAUUCAGGCAGAUUUUCAUCACAUUGGAUUAUUUUACUAAGUGAUGUGUUAGUCCAUGUUAGUGGAAGCUCACAAUCAAUCCAUCCAUUAGCAACACUCUGGGUUGAACCUCUGCAAGAUACCGAUUCAUUGUUGAAUGCCAUGGUGCUCACAAUGCCUGAAGAAACUCUUACCCUUUACACACCAAGUCCCCAUGACAAAACUGAAUGGUUGCAAGCACUACAGAACUCCAUCAAAAAGGUGCUACAGAAAUCUCAUUCACAUACACCACCAAGUGUUCGAUCAGCCACUUAUACAUUCACCAAGACUUCAACAUUAAAGGAUGCAAAAUAUUCAGGUCGAUGGUGCAGUGGUAAAAUGCAGGGAUCUGGGAAACUUGUCUGGCCCGAUGGAAAAACAUAUGUAGGGCAGUUUCAGAACAACCUUCAACAUGGAUUUGGGAAAUUAGACAUUCCAGCAGUAUCCACUUAUGAAGGAGAGUGGAAAGAUGGGCUGCAGAAUGGAUAUGGUGUUAUGAGGUACGCAUGUGGUGACUUGUAUGAAGGCUGUUUCAAGGAUGGUGUUCCAAGUGGUCAUGGUGUUCAUAAGCAGGGACAUUUCAUGGCAUCAGUAGCAUCUGUUUACAUUGGAGAAUGGGUCUCAGGCGUGAAGCAAGGAUAUGGAGUCAUGGAUGACAUUGUAACAGGUGAAAAAUAUCUGGGAACUUGGAACAAUAAUAUGAAACACGGGUGUGGAUUGAUUGUUACCUUAGAUGGUAUUUAUUAUGAAGGUCUUUUCAUGCAGGAUGUGUUAGUGGGACAUGGUGUAAUGGUGUUUGAAGACGGUACCCACUAUGAAGGUGAAUUUAAAUCAGUUGGUGUUUUCAAUGGAAAAGGGACACUCACUUUCAGUAGUGGUGACUAUCUAGAAGGUUCAUUGCAUGGUUGCUGGAAUGAAGGAAUCAAAGUUACAGGAACAUUGUUCAAGAAUGUUACUGCCACAUCAUCCAAGCUGCAGACCAAACCAAAUUCAUUUGGAAAACUCUGUGUUCCGGCAAGUGAGAAGUGGAAAGCAAUCUUCAGAUACUGUUAUCAGCAAAUGGGAAUUCCUGAAUAUGGAACAAAGAGUGCCCAAGGAAAAGUACAACUUUUGGACACACACAAGAUAUGGGAAAAUAUAGCUGUAUCUAUCAGCAGUUCACGUCAGCACAUGUUGCAAAAAUCCAGAACUGAAAAAUCUAAAGACACAGUAACUGGUGAUGUGCUGGAUACUAUUCCAAAAGUUGGCAAAGAGAAAUUGGAUAAAGGCAGUUAUCAGGAACUAAGAAAAUAUUUAGCAAAGGCAUUUGAAAGUACGCACCAUCCACUGGGAGCUUUGCUAACUGAUAUAACAACUGCUUACACAGCAACAUAUGGGGGUGUAAGAGUCCACCCACUCCUUCUCAACCAUGCCGUGGAUGAGCUGCAUUCCAUCACUGCACGUGUUUAUGAAAUAGUAAGACUUCUCUUCCCAGCCCUCCCAAGUUAUGGGAAGGAACUUCUGCUGGAAGGCAAAAUGGAGCUUGAGUGUGAGGUGGUGAGUGCAGCAGCAAUUCUACACCCUAUUCUGUUGCCACGUGUUCAUUCAGCACUGUUUGUUUUAUAUGCACUCCAUAACAAAGAAGAAGACGAUGCUUAUUGGGAAAGGUUAUUAAAAUGGAACAAGCAGCCAGAUGUAACACUGAUGGCAUUUCUUGGCAUUGACCAGAAAUUUUGGAUAAGGGAUCAUCCAGGCAACUGUGGAACAGAAAACCAACCCCCUUUUUCUCCAGUGCAUGACAAAUACUAUAGAGAUGCUGUUGAAACACUUCAACAGCUGAAAACAACAUUUUCACCGCUAGAGAAACUUCUUGUCAUAAGAAGCACAUUUGAACAAAUGACAGCAGCUGUUCAGAAGGAACUGGGAACAACAUAUCUAUGGACAAUGGAUGACUUGUUCCCUGUGUUCCAUUUUGUUGUUGUCAGGGCAAGAAUUCUUCAGCUUGGUUCAGAAAUUCAUUUUGUUGAAGAUUUUAUGGAACCAUAUUUACAAAAUGGAGAACUGGGAAUAAUGUUCACAACAUUAAAAGCUUGUUAUUAUCAGAUUCUACAAGAAAAAAUCAGUGUGAGCAUGUAAGAGGACACCUUUCCCCAGCAUGCUGAAAUACUCUACCAAAACAUGUAUAUUUCAUUUGUGCAUCUAAAUACUGUAUUUUAAUCAUUUAAAGCACUCCUUUUUAUAUAAAAAAUGUACUAUUGAUAUACUGUGAUUUUUUUAACAAAAUCUGUAAGAAACUUUUAUACUACUGUGACUGAAUGUAUUUUUGAUAUGUGUUAUGAAUAAAAUUGUUUGUUUUUGGUGCUCUUUAGGCUGUGGAAUUAAUUUUAUUUAUAUGUAUAAAGUAAUUAUUUUGAAAGACAUAAAUAUGUAUUGUACCUGAACUUAGGAAAAUGAGCACUAGAUACAUAUCUGUUUAGCUUAGUAUUACUUAUUUAGACAAUCAGAUAAAAUGGCCUAGUUGUAGCAUUGUUAUUUUAUGUUGUAGUUACCCUUGAAUGACUAUUUUCAUAAUCUGACACAUUUUGUGUUCUCUCUCUUAAUGAACAUCAAGGUUUUAAAUUAUGAAAAGUUAUAUCAGUCUGUUCUUACAACACAAGCACAUUUUUUGUGCACUGUAAUUCAAAUGAAAAAGAAUUAUACAUGUUUUAAAGGUUUAUUUUUAUUGUGCCAUGUAUUGUUGCAAGGAAACAGUAUUUUUAAUAUUUUAUAAUAUUGUUAAGUUUUAUCAGAUUUCAUGUAACUGUAAAGAAUAAUGUACCUGUUCACCAUUUUAAAUGCAUGUAGCAACGUGUGAGGUGGCCUUUUCCCCCCAUGAAAAGAUGUACAUACCUUAAAUUAUGAACAACUGUAACUUUUUUCCCCGCCUGUUAUGAAGUUAAUGAUUUCCUGACCUGUUAAGAAAGUUGAUUGAAGCAUCAAAUUUCUUGUACAUAAUUUAAGUUUAAAUGAUACACUAUUUAUUGUGGCAAGACUUAAUUUAUUUUUCUCAUUUCCAUUAACCUAGUAACUCUAUCCACAUUUCCUAAUAUUUCAGUACGGCAUAGCAAAUAAGAAUAAUAAAAAAGGACAGUUUUCUUUAACAGUUAAGUUUGUUAGUGCAGUAUCAUAUUUUUGCAUGAAUAAAAAAUUGUUUUGUUAGUGACGCAGCAGUAUUUAAAAUCUCAUUUGUUUCUGUGACAUUCUUGAAAAAUCCUCACACGCUAUAUAUUCUGAAUUUAAACACCAUUAAAUCUGUUUUUUACGCUCUUGUACAAGAGUUUUACUGUUUGGUUAAUUUUGCUUGUCUUCAGUGUGUUCACUUUCUACUGCAUAUAUUUACAGAUUAUAUGCUCAUUUCUCUUAUUUUAAUUUGUUUAUCAUUAUAUCUACGUUGUGACUGGAUUGUGGCACACACAGCAGUCAUAAUCAAUGUUUUCUGGACAUACUGACUGUUCUUCACACCCUGCUGACACCCUCAAUAAAUAUCCUUGAACUGAAA